Messenger RNA from Coregonus clupeaformis (lake whitefish), 2497 nucleotides. RefSeq names its product RAS guanyl-releasing protein 2. NCBI's taxonomy places the organism in Eukaryota, Metazoa, Chordata, Actinopteri, Salmoniformes, Salmonidae. The coding region runs from base 552 to 2357 and encodes 601 amino acids. Gene Ontology annotation, molecular function: guanyl-nucleotide exchange factor activity; calcium ion binding. Gene Ontology annotation, biological process: Ras protein signal transduction; positive regulation of GTPase activity. The transcript has 17 exons. Gene Ontology annotation, cellular component: plasma membrane. The record is from RefSeq and is a predicted model, not a curated record.
GACGGGUCUGUGAGACAGUGGAUUGAGCUAAACCACUGCAUUGUGAAGCACAUAGCACAGCACAAAUGUGUUAGUACGGCUCUAGCGAUCAACAGAAUUGAGGGUAGCCUAAACCGCAACAGGCAUCUAUUUUAACUUGGCGCUAAGUGCAGGUGGUAGUUCGUUGCACGGGCUGAAAUGUGCAUUUGAGACCUGUAGCAUCAACUCCAACGGAUCUCCUAUCUGACUUCAUUUUUCGCAUAAGUUACUGCGUCUUUUUCCAAGGACUUGCAAGUGCAUGCAUGGGCUUUAUCGUUUGGUUUAGGGGCUACCAAAAAGGCUAUACCCGAACAGUUAGAUCAUCAGAACAGCCAGCCUACAUGGUCUGGUAAUUUGUUUAUGGAAGGUAUCCUGGCGCACAGGCUGACAUUAUUGUAGUUUCAGCCCAUAACUGGGCAGACAUUUCGUGUGAUGGGACUCUCCAAACUCUGAAGGAGUGCAUUUGAAGUGGGAAGAAAGGGUAGAGGACAAAGAACACUGGGAAACGAGAGGAAGAGAAGAGGAGGAGAAAGAUGGAGCCUAGAUCUUUAGAACAGUCUGCGACGGUGGAUGAGCUGGUGGAAGCGUGCAUCCAAGCCUUUGAUGAGACGGGCGCUUUGAGUGACCCCUCCGUAGUGCGCAUGUUCCUCAUGAUGCAUCCCUGGUACCUCCCCUCCACCGACAUGGCAAAGAAACUACUUCUCAAAUCACAGGAGGAGAGCUGCACUGCUGAGCUCAGGACAAGAAUCUGCCACUUGGUGAAGUACUGGAUCAGUGAGUUCCCAGCGGAGUUCAAUCUAAACCCAGAGCUGGCAGAGCAGAUCAAAGACCUCAAGGACCUCUUGACCACUGAGGGGAACGAGCGCCAGAGUCAGCUCAUCGACAUCGACAGUGUGCCGUCAUACAAGUGGAAGCGUCAGGUGACCCAGAGGCAGCCAUCCAUGUCUAAGAAGAGGAAGAUGUCUCUGCUGUUUGACCACCUGGACUCCAGUGAGCUUGCCACACACCUCACUUACCUGGAGUACAAGUCCUUCUGCAAGAUACUGUUCCAGGACUACCACAGCUUUGUGAUGCAUGGCUGCACGGUGGACAACCCCAUCCUGGAGCGCUUCAUCACACUCUUCAACAGUGUGUCUCAGUGGAUCCAACUCAUGGUGCUCAGCAAGCCCACCGCCCCCCAGAGGGCUGCAGUCAUCUCCCACUUCAUCAGGGUGGCUCAGAAACUGCUCGAGCUUCAGAACUUCAACACUCUGAUGGCCGUAGUGGGGGGGCUCAGUAACAGCUCUAUAUCUCGUCUCAAAGACACCCAGUCACACAUCAGCAACGAGACCGACAAGGUGUUCAACAGCCUGAUCGAGCUGGUGACGUCUUGCAGCAACUACAGCCAGUACCGACGUCGUUUCUCCGAGUGCACAGGCUUCCGUUUUCCUAUUCUGGGCGUGCACCUCAAGGACCUGAUCGCUGUGCACGUGGCGCUGUCCGACUGGGCCGACCCAGACAAGAGCAGGGUCAACCUGACCAAGUGCCAACAGCUGUAUGCCAUCCUCCAGGAGCUGGCGCUGAUCCAGACCACGCCACCCAGCAUCGAUGCCAACACAGACCUUCUUAACCUACUUACGGUGUCUCUGGACCAGUACCACACAGAGGAGGAGAUCUACCAGCUGUCUCUACAGAGAGAGCCACGAAGUGCUAAACCAGCGAACUCCGGCCCUGCCCCUGCUCCUGCCCCCAAGCCCAAGCCAUCGAUGAUUGACGAGUGGGCUGCGUCGGUGAAGCCCAAAGCUGACCCUGCGGUCAUCAACAAACACAUAGAGAAGAUGGUGGACUCUGUCUUCAAGAACUUUGACACGGACGGGGACGGUCACAUCUCCAGGGAGGAGUUUGAGAUCAUCAGGAACAACUUCCCCUACCUCAGCAAGUUUGGAGAACUGGACAAAAACCAAGAUGGGAAGAUCAGCCGAGAGGAGAUGAUUGACUACUUCAUGAAGGCCAGCUCUCUGCUCAACUGUAAGAUGGGCUUCAUCCACACCUUCACAGAGAACACCUACGUCAAGCCCACCUUCUGUGAACACUGCGCUGGCUUUAUAUGGGGCUUCUACAAACAGGGAUACAAGUGUAAAGCGUGUGGAAUUAAUUGUCACAAGGCAUGUCGAGGUCGUCUUGCUGUGGAGUGUCGUAAACGGACCAAGAGCAUCAGCCAUGAGCAUGCUCCCUCCCUUCAGGCCCGCUCCUACAGCUUCCCCCCUCCGGCCAACACCCCACCCAGCCUACAGAACACAGUGAUUGUAGAGGAAGAUAUCGAGGCAGUAGAGGAAGGUGUGUUUGAUGUCCAUCUAUAACCAGAUGAUAACCAACAGGCAGGCCUGAGAUGUCCCUUCAGAAGUCCUGCAUACUCUGGCAUUCAUACAGCCAAACACAGCUGGGAGGAAACAACAGUAGUCGGGAGCCAGAAGCCUGCUGGGGUCUGUUCAGCAGGAUG